Molecule: messenger RNA, 2109 nt
Organism: Trichoderma gamsii
Lineage: Eukaryota; Fungi; Ascomycota; Sordariomycetes; Hypocreales; Hypocreaceae
Product: fungal specific transcription factor domain-containing protein
Exons: 4
Biological process (GO): regulation of DNA-templated transcription; DNA-templated transcription
Molecular function (GO): DNA binding; zinc ion binding; DNA-binding transcription factor activity, RNA polymerase II-specific
Source: RefSeq, a predicted model, not a curated record
UCGACAUCAGAACCAGGAGUACAAUUUGGCCGAGACCCUUUAAUCUUGUGGCUCGAAUCUCUCACAUUAUUAAUCCAUUACAUUCAUCGAUUACCGCUUCAUCGCCGAGUAGCGAUCGCAACACUAACGCCUAACCUAGUCGACCCUAGUCUUCAACUCAUGGCUCGAAGAGUGGUUGCUCCAGGACACUCUUGUUUCGAAUGCCGUCGUCGCAAAAUUAAAUGCGAUAGGUCACUGCCCUGCUCCUAUUGUGCCCGUAUCAAACUAAAAUGUUCAUACCCGUCAUGGCGAUCAAAUAGAGGCAACCCUGGGGAGAGCGACUUGGCAGCCAAAGUACAGGCUCUCGAGAGCACUUUGCAAUCUCUGGAACAACGAAUAACUCGUAUUGGAGACUUAUCACAUGUGAAUGCAGAGUUGCCCAGCAGGCAGGAUCAUACUGAGCGAGAGCACCAGUCCCCUAUCGAGGAUGCACAUGGAUUGCCAAGUUCAUGCCAGGCUACGUCACGAACUGCGCAGUCAAACUCCAAUCAAGAUAAAGCCGUUACUCUAUCGAGGCAUUCUCUUGUGUUGCAAACUUUACCAUUUAACAGCUUACGUGGGGUAACACAGCCUCUCGAAACGCUUCACCCUCCUCCUUCAAGCAUUGCGUUCAUCUGGCAGACAUAUCUCGAUGCAGUCGAUCCGCUUGUUAAGGUCUUUCACGUGCCUUCUAUCCAAAGACAUGUGAUGAGUAUAAGUCAAGGCCGAGAGAUACCCGACGCAGCUACGGAAUGCUUGAUGUUUGCUGUAUACUAUUCUACCAUAAUUUCUAUGUCAAUUGUGGAGUGUCGUGAGGAGUUUGGUGAAGAGAAACCACGUUUAUUGCAAAGGUACCGGGAGGGAGUCGAACGAACUCUUGUUCGAGCAAACUUCUUGAGCUCAAGAGACAUAACAGUAUUACAAGCAUUUGUCAUAUAUCUGAUCUGUGGACGGCUAGAUGAAAAUGGCCCCGAUGUCCAUGCCCUUAUCGGAAUCGCGAUUGGCAACGCUAUGAAGCUGAGCCUCCAUAUUGAUAUUCCUGGAAUGUCUACAUUUGAGACUGAAAUGAGGCGUCGGCUUUGGUGGCAGAUCUGUACCUUGGACGUUCGUGUUGCCGAAGUUUCUGGCAGUGAACCAUUCAUUAUUGAGCCAAGUCUCCAUACAGAACUGCCACUUAAUAUCAACGAUAUAAGCCUGGACCCUCAUAUAGGCGAGUUAAGCCCGCAGCCAGGACGAAGCGAAAUGCUGUUCAGCUUGGUGCGCAUAGAAAUAAGCAAUUUUGCGCGACGAAUAGUGUUUUCGGAUCAAUUCUGCCGAAUUAAUCACUACGGCAUCAUGAAUGAAGCAGAAAAGUGUCAAGUAAUAGAUGAGUUCAAGGGGCGCAUUGAGAAACAGUUUCUGUCGCAUUGCCAUGAGGCGAUUCCGCUAGAUUGCCUGAUAGUUAUGAGCAGCAGGCUGAUUCUUGCAAAGCUGAAGCUGGCUGUUUAUAGGCCGCGCCCAAAUCAACAUCCCGAGAUGCCCGUGCGAGCUAACUAUAGAAACGCUUGCGAGAAGUUUUUGGAACAGGCACAUGAAUUGCGACAAUAUAUUAGGGGCCGCCGGUGGCUGUGGUUAUUUCAGUAUAUUGAAUGGGAUGCGCUUGCAUAUCUACUGCUAGACCUAUGCAUCACGUUGUCAUUGCCAAGUCUAUCGCCAAAUGAGCUCAUUACAGCGCCGUGGAAAGUGGUUGAUGGCAUUUAUAAUUACUGGAAAGAACAACCUGACGUCCAUCGAGACGGUGGCUGGAUGAAGAUUGAGAAGCUUUACUCAACCGCUCUAUCUGUAAAGGAGAAGGCUCAAAAUGCGACGCAAGCAACCCAGAUGAUUCCAUCUUAUUGUUCUCUGGAGGCACAUGAUCAGCCUGAAGAUCCGUCCAAUGACAUUGAAAUGCAACAACAGUACGGAUCAAGUCCAGAUUCUGCUUCGGCUGAAGAAGCCCAAAGCGCUGCAACCACCACUGACCUGCCUGGAGCGGGGACUGCUUGUGAGUGGAGCGCUUCCUUAAUAGAGACAUAUUGGGAGGUCGCCGGGCAUGGGAGCGAAGGAUUCUAG